AGUUAAAGUGAAACUCAGACAUGACGACGGUAGACAAUAGCGGGCGCACGUCCCUCCACCACGUGGCAGGUACGGGCCAUCUGUACUUCCUCAACGUCCUGUUGGGGCAAGGUGCCGACGUGAACGCUAGGGACAACUACGGCCUCUCUCCUCUCCACAACGCCGCAGAGAACGGCUACACAGAAGCCGUCAGCUUCUUACUAGACAGAGGCGCAAACCUGUUCGCGAAAGACAACGAUGACUGGACUGUGCUUCACUAUGCAGCGAAGAACGGGCACAGCGAAACCGUUAAGCUGCUGUUGGAUGAAGGGAUGGACUUGAGUGAGAAAGAUGGUGACGGCUGGGCGGCUCUACAUCUAGCAGCGUGGAACGGGGAUUGUGAUACCAUCAGCUUGCUACAUGAGCGCGGCGCGAGUUUAGAUGUGGGGGAUGAUAAAGGUGGCACGGCGCUCAUCUACGCGGCACACAAAGACCAUGUCGACGCGGUCGUUCUACUACUAAACCGUGGAGCGGACUUGUCUCUGACAACAGACCAGGGGCGCACGGCGCUCCACAAUGCAGCACGGAACGGUCACUGUGAAGUUAUCGGCGUCUUGCUCGACGCAGGGGCGAGCGGAGCGUCCAAGGACAACGAGGGGUGGACUCCGCUGCAUCUAGCGGCGGCGUACGGUCAGCUCAACGUCAUCAGAACGCUGUUCAAUCGAAGGGUAGACAUGGCGGCCAAGGACAACCGUGGGAGGGCGCCGAUCCACCUGGCCGCACAGAGCGAUGACAGCGAAGCGGUUAAAAUCUUACUCAACUACGGCGCACCCGUCGACUCCAAAGACAAGGACGGCCAAACUGCGCUACUAUACGCGGCAAAGUGCGGAAACUGUGACUGCGUGGAAGUCUUGCUCGAGCAGGGUGCAAGUUUGGCUACCAAGGACAGUUUAGGAGCGACGGCGCUACACUUGGCCACAGACGACGGUCAAUUAGACACAGUGAGUCUCCUACUAGACAAGGGAGCAAACCUGGACGCCAAGGACUACGGAAAGCGGGCCGCUCUCCACAUCGCAGCCUGUAACGGCUACUGCGAGAUUAUCAACCUUCUCCUAAACAGGGGAGCCGACAUGGACACUAAAGACCGCGAUGGUAAGACCGCCCUGCACCUGGCAGCUGAGAACGAAGACCCCGACGCCAUCUCUUACCUUCUCCGGCAAGGAGCGAACAUUGGCGUGAAAGACAUGAACAAUAGAACGGCUCUACAUCUUGCAGCGGCGAACGGAUACUGCGAAAUCGUCCGCCUGCUUAUAAACCGCGGCGCUGGCUUGGAUACGAAAGACAAAGCAGGCUGGACGGCGCUUUUCCACGCUGCUUGGAACGGGCACUGCAGUGUCAUCGCGCUCUUGCUGAAGCUAGACACGGACUUAACCAUCAAGGAUAUGAACCGUAGAACCGCACUUCACCUAGCGGCGCUACAGGGACAUGCAGAAGCGGUGAGCAAGCUUCUGGGAGAGGGAAUAGACUUUACCAAACAGGACAACAAACGCAGAACAGCCCUGCACCUGGCUACACUAAAAGGACACUGUGAUGUUAUAAAUAUUCUUCUGGCUGGAGGUUUAGACCUGCACGCGAAGGACAACUGUGGCUGGACGCCUUUACAUAUCGCUGCUUCUAAGGGCCAUAAAGACGCCAUCAACUUACUGUUAGACAGAGGAGCGGACCUGUGGUCUCGGGACAACGCAGGUUGGACGCCGCUUCACCGGGCAGCAGUAGAAGAUAAGGUCGCGAUCGUGGAGACCUUACUGAUGGCAGGAGCGGACGGGAACCUGGUGGAUAACCACGGCAAGAAGCCGGCAGACGUCGCCCCGAAACACAGCCGGAGUCAGCUGCUGCUGAUGUCUACUCGCGACAGGUUCUCUCCGGACCUGAGACGGUCGUGUAGGAUGAAGAUUCACACGGUCAUGGGGCAGGAUAAGGAGAAGAACGUUCAUACCCUCCCUCUGCCAAACAUGCUGAAACAGUACAUCUUGUUUAGAGAGACCGCUGUGGUUUAGGGCUCUACUAGUAUAUAUGGGUUCAAGAAGUAGUGUUAUUCAGGGCUAGUAAAGGCCACAAAAGGCUAAACGAAGGAGAGAAUAUCUAGCAAUAUUUAACAGGGCAGGCACAACAUGCUUAUUAGACAGAGCGCUAUAUUUUAGGGCUCAAGAAAUGAUAAAUUGGUGCUGUUCAGGGCUACUACGGGUCACGAGAGGCUGAACGAAGGACAGAAUAUCUAGCAGUAAUAUUUAACAGGGCUUUACAUUAUGUUUAGAGAGAGCAAUGUGUUUUAGGGUUUAGUUCAAGAUAAACAUGGGUUCAAAAAGUGCUAUUCAGAGAUACUAGGGACCGUUAAAGGUAAGAAAAGGGAGAGAAUAUCUAGCAACAGUUAACAAGGUUGAGACAGUACCUUCGUUUAGAGAGAGAGAGAGAGACGUGUUUUAGGGUUCAAAAUGUGAAAAGGGGCCGAAAAAGCAAGACGAAGUAGAAAAUAUCUACAUGAACAUGCUAUAUAUUCAACAGGACCGAAACGGUACAACAUAUUUAGAGAGAGCGCUGUGGUUUAGGGUUCAAGAAUUAAAACGAAUACGUGCUGUACAGGGCUACUAUAAAGGGCCACGAAAGGCAAAAAGAAGGACAAAAUAUUUAACAGGGCUGAAACUGUACAUCAUAUUUGGAGAGAGUACUGGCACAGUGGAGUGUUUGAACUGUAUGGAAGAUGAGCCUAAUGUGAGGAAACGCACGUCUAAUGUGUUUGUAUCUGAAGACCACGAAGGAAUGUUGAAGAAACUGCUGAGCAGGACAUGUUGCUUCGAGGUGUCAGAA
This is a messenger RNA of Branchiostoma belcheri (Belcher's lancelet), 2844 nucleotides long. RefSeq names its product ankyrin repeat domain-containing protein 50-like. Bases 21 to 2036 code for a protein of 671 amino acids. Gene Ontology annotation, cellular component: cytoplasm. The transcript is spliced from 2 exons. The record is from RefSeq and is a predicted model, not a curated record. Gene Ontology annotation, biological process: intracellular signal transduction. Gene Ontology annotation, molecular function: protein binding. NCBI's taxonomy places the organism in Eukaryota, Metazoa, Chordata, Leptocardii, Amphioxiformes, Branchiostomatidae.